Symbiodinium sp. CCMP2456 is the source of this 4251-nucleotide messenger RNA. The record is from the annotation of a GenBank genome assembly. Lineage: Eukaryota; Dinophyceae; Suessiales; Symbiodiniaceae.
GGCCAAAGAGCCCUCACUUCGGUCGAAGCCGAGCAGCCGCCUUCCCUGGGCCUGCCCAACGGAGAUGAGGGCGGAUUCCCUUUGGAAUGCAAGAAGCGUGGCCCGGUGCAAGCCGUAGAAGGCUCGAGGACCGGGCUCAUGGAGUCGCCGGGUUGGUGCGUCCUGGCACUCUGCCUUUGGCGGGCCUCGGCAUUGCGCCCCUUGGAGCCUCUGCUGGAGGACGACGGCACGCAUGACGACGCGAUGUGGGGCGACAAGUUCGGCUCGAACUGUGAGCUGCUGAGGAAGCUAGAUCUGGCCUGGUUCCUGCUCGUCGCGGCCCUUGCCUUGGCUGUGUUGUGCUUUCAACCGGCCUGCUUUGUCGGCGCUGAGCCUGCCGAGUGCCCCCGAUCCGGAGAGGCGAUGCCUCCUUGGUACAACAGGUUCUUCGCGUCGCUGAGCAGCCACGCAACGGGUAUCGUGAGUUUCGUGGGUUUCCAGAAGAUUGUGGUGGCGAGGAUAGUGGCCACCAGCCAGCCGGACAUGCCUUGGUCGCUACCAAAUCUUCUGCUCUACACCAGCAUUCUUCUCUCGAUCACCGCCGUGUUCACAAGCAUUGUGUUUUUGGGUGUGGAUUACCUCCGCCGCCUGGCCAUCGACAGCUCCCACACCGAGCAGCUGCGGCUCGAGCUGGAGACGGGGAAGCUCGAGCGCACAGGUCUCGGUGCAGCUCUCAUCCUCCUGGCCGUGGUGAUGCUUCUACUUUACCUCGUCGUCAUCUUCACCGAGGACGUCGGAGCUGAUACCAUGCUUCUUUUCGAGAGGGUCGGCACCUGCGCCACGGUCGUCUUGUAUCUGGUUAACCUUCGCGGCUUGUGCGCAUCCCCCAAGGUGCAGUUCCAUCUUUCGUACGGCAAAAUCCAGGAGGACAUCAGCCUGAAGGAGUUUCUUCAGCAGCGCACCGGCGGCUCCCACGAAGGCCACGGCGACGGGCUCCGCGACUGCAUCGCUUGCUUUUGCGGGGCCCUGGCCGGAAAGGACCUCGCGCUCUUCAUCCGGAUGGGCAGCCGCCGCGCCUUCUUCCCUGGUCGGAGCUUCGCUCCGGUAGCCCAUGUCGUUUGCGUCUUGCUUUUCUUCGGCGCCGUGCCCGGCAUCUUCCAGGUGGCGACAGAGCAGCUCUUUAAAGCCCCGGAAGUCGUUGAUGUGCAAGCGCACUCGGCUGUUUUGCUUCCUGGCUUUCAACCGGGCGCGGAGCAGAGCGAGUACCUCCUGCUCAUGGCAGAAGGGGCCCCAGGCCUCCAGGUGAAGCCCAAGUACGAACAGACAUCGAGAGUCAGCUUAUGCUGCGAGAACGUCGGGAACUGCACUCACCAGCCUUUUGAGCACUCGCUCAUUCGAUUUGAUGAGCGACCAGCUGCUCUCAAAGUUCCCACCACAAACUCAACGAACUGCAAUCUGACCAUCCGAGGUCUUAGCCGCCAUGCCGUAACAGAGAUUCACCUGCGAGCAGUUCUGGCAUCGGAAUACCACCUUUGUGGCUGUACUCAAACUGCUUGCCGUUGUUGCGACAGCUACAACGGAACAUGGGAUGACUUGGCCACCGACAGGCUGAACUUCAGUGGCAUGUGCAUUCCAGCAGAAUGCAGCGUCAAAAACUCCAACAGAAGGCCUGGUCCAGAAUGCAAGUGCAAGGACCGCUUUCAAGGCAGCAUCUCCUGGAAAGGUGCGGUGCCCAGCGGCCAUUGCACUCCUGCUCCCUGUGAAAUUGAGAAUUCAAACAACAAGGCGGGAGAGCACUGUGCAUGUGGAGAUGGAUAUGCUGGCGCUGUCUCUUGGAAUGGUGACGACUUCACUGGAAAUUGCACGCCGGCAAAUUGUAGCAUCCCAAAUUCGUCAGGAGGUCGAGGCUGGAAUUGUCGCUGCGGUAACGAAUACCACGGAAACAUUUCCUGGGUGGGUCAGACGCCCAGCGGCACCUGCACACCUGCCCCAUGUCACGCCGUGAACUCGAACAUGCAACCCGGAACAGCAUGCAGAUGCACGGACGGCUACAGCGGUACUGUUAAAUGGACGAACGGGGUCGCAGAAGCUGCUUGUGAUCCAGCACCGUGCGACGUUGAAAACUCCAACAAACAGCCUGGGAAAGAUUGCGCCUGUUUGGACGGUUACGAAGGUAACAUUUCCUGGCAUGGCCCAGAUGCAAAAGGAUCGUGCCGGCCCGCACAGUGUGCCGUUGCAAACACUACGGGGCAAGGUCUCGCAUGCCGUUGCAGAGACAGCUUCGAAGGCGAAAUCACUUGGAAGGGUGCUGUCGCGCAUGGGCGCUGCCGGCCGGCAGACUGCAACGUAAAAGACUCGAACAAUCUUCCAGGACAUGCUUGCACAUGCCUCGAGGGUUUUGAUGGCGAGAUUGAGUGGGAUCGCUCAGAAGCAAAGGGCCGGUGUUAUAUUAUGUUUUGCUGGGGCAACCAUUCCAACAACUUGCACGGCCCGGAAUGUGGCUGCAAGGAUGGUUUCGCAGGAAAGAGAGGUUGGACAAAGAAUACGUGGAGCAUAGACUUCGAGGUCGAUUGUCGCCCCGCCGAGUGCAGCAUUCCGAAUUCGAAUGGCAAGCCGGGUGAGGACUGCCGCUGCCUGGAUGGCUAUGAAGGUUCCAUUACAUGGAAGGGUCAAGUUCCACAGGGGAGCUGUGAGCCAGCGCCUUGCCAGGUCCCAUACUCCAACAUGGAGGCUGGGCCAGCUUGUGCAUGCCUUGACGGGUUCCGGGGCAAUAUUUCUUGGAAAGGCCUUUCGGCAACGGGGAAGUGCAUGCCUGUGCCUUGCCGCAUACAGAACUCUGAUCUUGCAGCAGGUCCCGCAUGCAGAUGCCUGAAAGGAUUCUACGGCAAUAUCACGUGGAACGGCACAGCGGCAAGCGGGGCCUGCCUGCCUAUGCCCUUGUGCCCUGAUGCUGGGGAGAUUGAGGUUUAUCAUGCGACAUCAUUAAAAGCACCUUAUGUUGACAUGGAGGGCAGCUGCGAGGCUGGCCAGCCCAUGCUGAUCUAUGGUGAUGUGUGUGACGAGGAGGAAGGCUACAUCCAGUGGAGAGCAGCAGUAGCCAAGACUCCAGGUAAGUGCAGCUGGAGUUUGAAUUCUGAUGAGUGUGGGGAGCCCACGGCUUCGGAGUACUUCGACCUGCCGAUCACCUGCUCGGCAGAACCAGGACUGCCACGAUGCGACUCAGAAAUCGAGUAUUCGGUGACGAGCCACGACAAGGACCUAGACCACAGCUGUGCCCGGAACGGCAGUCAAAGCUUUAGCUUCACGAAGUAUCAAGGCCGACAGUGUGGAUUUGAUCUUAUCCAGUGGGAGUCUGUGACAGUGCCGCCUCCAGGUCACGAAGCGUUUGCAUCGCCGUCAUCUGCACCAUGUUCGUACAAGCUGUCUACCGAUUGCGGCGUGACCUUCGCCAAACAGCUUCCCAGAGCUUGCGCCCACGUUUCCGAGCCGGCACUAUUCGAGCUAGUCAUUUACGAUGUCAAGUCUCUGUACAAGCUCUUUGACUCUGGCGAGUUCACAAAAACAGAUAGUGACAGCCUCAUUGCAGCGGACCGGGAAAUCAGAUCGACCUGGCAUUCUGACGGAAGAUACCUGUCCCUGCAAACGAAAGGACAAGGGCAGGUGGGGUUUCGUUGUCAAGAUGACGGAUCUGCAUUUGUGUCGGCUGAUGCCGGACGUGGAUUUCGAUAUCGAUUGACUGCUCCAUGGCCUCUCCCGUCCUGGUGGACAUUCAAGUUCCAGCAGCAAGGCUUUCUGCCGGGCACCUUCAACACAGAUCGGCUUGUCGGUUGCAAGGUUGCCUUUCGUGAGAACAAAACAUGCUACAUUGGCAUGCUCGGGCAGGACUUGUGGGUUACCAGCACGCAGUAUGACUGCAUGGCUGACAGGUAUUCGCUACAGAUAUUCAAGAGAAAUCAGACUGCCAAGAGGUACGUCUACAUUUCCUCCGCCUACGGGGUGCAGACCUACCGCUCGCAUGACUGGUGUGCACCAACUGCUGCGUUCCAGGAGCUCCAGUUGGAGGUCGUGGAUGUCCAUGUUCCUCGGGAGGAGUAUAGCCACACUAUCCUUGCUACUCCUUGUCGGACCACGAUACGAUACUUGCUGAAUGCCACUGCGCAGGAGGCUCAGUGCCGAAACGUGUACAAAGACAUUUAUGACCAAAUUGAACGCAGCGCAACAGGAGCAGGUCCAGAAGGUGAACAUGCAGACAACCUGGAAGAAGAGGAAUAA